AUGCGCCCCGGCCCCGGCCCCGUCGCCCUACCUUCGACCCGGCCCCUCGGCCUACCUGCGGCCCCGCCGCCCUACCUGCGACUCCGCCCGAGCCGUCUCACCCGGCCGAGCAGCCGACCGCCACGCCGCCCUGCAGCAGCACAGCCGAACCGCCCAGCAGCCGAGCCGCCCGGAGCCGAGCCGCCCGGAGCCGAGCCGCCCAGCAGCCGAGCCGCCCAGCAGCAGAGCCGCCAAGCCGCCCGGCAGCCGAGACGCCGAGCCGCCGAGCCGCCGAGCCGCCCUACUACCGGGCCGCCCGAGCUGCCCAGUCUGGUCUGGGUAGAUGACCUGCAGCUGUUCUUACAGUGCGAUAGGGUAGAUGACCUGCAGCUGUUCUUACAGUGCGAUAGGGCAGACGGCCUCUCUCUCUUUAACCUCACCUCUGGCACUUCCCCUGCCCCUGCUACUGAUGCUGACGCCACUAUUCGCUCCCAGUGGGCCACGCGCGACGCUGCAGCACGUCUUGCUGUGCGUCGCCACCUCCCUACCUCCGAGCGUGCGCACUUUAGCCAGUACAAGAGUGCUCAGACCUUGUACGACGCUGCAUUCGCGCGCUACUCCUCCCCUGCCACUGCUGCACUGAGCCGUCUCAUGCUACCGGGUGUUCCCCCUCCCCCCUUCUGCCCUCUGUUGCCUCUGGUGCUGCGGCCGACCUCCUUGGUCUUGAGUCGGUCGGUGCGGCGUCUGCCCUUAGCGGGAGACGCCGCCCUGGCAAGGGCAAGGGGGGCAGGGGCGCUGGAGGAGCGAGCGGGGGCGGUGGAGGUGGAGGUGGCGGCAGUGGGGGGACUGGGGGUGGCGGUGGGAGUGGAGGUGGGAGUGGAGGGGUCGGUGGCGGCGGUGGAGGCGGAGGAGGCGGCGGCGGUGGCGGUGGGAGCGGAGGUGGCGGAGGUGGCGGCGUUGGAGGAGGCGGCGGAGGCGGCGGCAGUAGCGGAGGCGGCGGAGGCGGCGGGGGUGGCGGUGGAGCUGGUCGCGGGUCUUCGCAGAGGAGUGGCUCCGGUGGUGGCUCGCGCCAGCAGCAGCAGCGCGGUCGUGAGACCCUGUCCCCUCAGCAGCUCCGUGAGUGGUACACUUCACGCCAGCGGGGUGGGGGUUUUGGUCCGUGCACCUACGUCCUGCGCACCGGCGACCGUGCGGGGCGAGCUGUCUAGGGCGGGUGUUGCCAUCUAUGAUCUUGACUUUGAUGCUAUUCUCUCUGCCAUGUAUGCUGUGUCUAUUAGUGAUGAGGGUGACUGUUACCGGUGUUUCCCGCCCGAUCCGGGCAUUGAGACUGCUGCUCUAGGUACUGGUGAGGCGGCUGCCCUAGGUGCUUGCGACGCUGCUGCUCUAGGUGCUAGUGUGUCUGCGUCCUCAGGUACUGGUGAGUCUGCGCUCUCAGGUACUACGUCGGCUUCGGCCUCCCUCACCUUCACUCUUGACUCAGGGGCGUCUCGCUCCUUCUUUCUGGACCGCACCACACUCACGCCGCUUAGUCGGCCGGUUGCGGUGUCUCUGGCUGACCCCUCUGGGGGUCCUGUCCUGUCUCGCUUCUCCACAGUCCUCCCGUGUCCGGCGGCUCCCUCUGGCACCCUUUCUGGUCUCUACCUCCCCUCGUUCUCUACAAACCUGGUGAGUGGUGCUGACCUGCAGGAUGCGGGAGCACACCAGUUCACUCCUGCCCGUCAGCGGGUGACGCACUGCACAGAGGCUAGCACAGGCCGACACCUGGCUACGUUUACCCGUCAGCCGGGGUCGAGCCUAUACACACUGACCACUGCGUCUCCUCCCGUUACUGAGUCUGGUAGGGUAGCUGCGUCGGUUCAGGUGUUUGCUGCAGCGUCCAGGUCUAGUCCUGAGUCUGCCCCCUGUUCGUGUCCUCUCCUGUCUCAUGAGACUCUCCUCUGGCACCACCGCCUUGGUCACCCCUCUCUGCUUAGGCUCAGAAGCAUGGCCUCUCGUCUUCUUGCUUCUGGUCUCCCCCGGUCCCUCCCUCCCCUUCCUCAGGGCCCUGGCCCUACCUGUGUCCCCUGUGUCGAGGGGCGCCAGCGUGCUGCCCCUCACUCCUCCCAGUUUCCUCCGACAGAGGCCCCGUUGCAGACGCUUCACAUGGACGUGUGGGGCCCAGCCCGCGUCCGUGGACAGGGUCACGAGCGCUACUUCCUGCUCGUUGUUGACGACUACUCGCGUUACACCGCAGUCUUCCCCUUGCGCAGCAAGGGUGAUGUCACUGAGGUACUGAUCGACUGGAUCCGCGCAGCUUGUCUCCAGCUCAGGCAGAGCUUUGGCUCGGACUUUCCUGUUCUGCGUUUGCACUCAGAAAGAGGCGGAGAGUUUUCCUCUGGCCUUCUGAGAGCCUACUGUCGUGCACGAGGCAUCCGUCAGACGUUCACGCUUCCGGACUCUCCGCAGCAAAAUGGGAUUGCUGAGCGCCGCAUUGGCAUGGUCAUGGAUGUCGCUCGGAAGUCUAUGAUGCAUGCGGCUGCCCCCCAUUUUCUGUGGCCGUUUGCGGUUCGGUACGCGGCGCAUCAGAUCAACCUUCACCCCAGGGUCUCCAGGCCGGAGACCUCCCCAGCCUUGCUGUGGACGGGGAAGGUUGGCGAUGCGUCGGCGUUCCGGGUCUGGGGAUCUCGGGCGUUUGUCCGCGACUUGUCUACGGACAAGCUGUCCCCUCGUGCUGCUCCUUGCGUCUUCCUGGGGUUCCCCCCUGACGCGCCUGGGUGGCAGUUCUACCACCCCACCUCCCGCCGUGUUCUGUCCUCCCAGAACGUCGCGUUCGACGAGUCGGUCCCCUACUACUACCUCUUCCCCUACCGCACUCCGUCCCUCCCCCCGCCCCCGCUCUUCCUUGUACCAGGUCCCCCCCCAGUAGACCCCCUCCCCCCUCAGGGUCCUGCCCCUUCAGGUGUGUCCCAAGUAGACGCACUUGAGCCUGUCGAGGUCUCUGGUGACUCUGGUGCUGCUGAGGGUGCUGAGCCUGGGGGUGCUGACUCUGAAGUGCUGAGCCUAGGGGUGCUGGGCCUGGGGCCUGGGGGUGCUGAGCCUGGGGGUGCUGAGCCUGGGGGUGCGGAGCCUGGCGGUGCUUUGCCUGGGGGUGCUGGGCCUGGAGGUGCUCCGCAUGGAGGUUCUCCGGGUGCUUCGUCUCGCCGGGAGCCACUCUCUCCACAAGAGCUGCGCGAGUGGUUUGCCCGGCGCUGGAGCCGUGCUGCUGGUGCUGGAGGUUCUUCGGCUACUAAGGGUGCUGCUGUCGCGGGUCCCAGAGGUGCUCGUACAUGGAGUACUGGAGCUGCUGGGCCUGCGGGUUCGACUGGAGCUGGUGCUGCUGAGGGUGUUGGCGCUGAGCCUACUGCUGGCGGUCCUGCUGGGGGUACUACUGGUGCUGCUGGAGGUUCUGGAGCUGCUGGAGGUGCUGCUGGCGGUCCUACUAGGGAAACUGCUGCUGUCCGUGCUCGUCGUGAGCCUGCGUCUCGCCCUACGUCGCUUGUCCGUGCUGCUCGCACUAGUGGUCGUGGUUCGCGUCAGCGUCCUCCUCCUGUCCCUGGCAUGCACAGGAUGUCUCUGCGUCCGUCCACUGCUCCUCUGCGUGCCCCUUUAUCUUCUCCUCCUGAGUCCUCUCUUCCUGCUCUUGCCGACCCGGAGUCGGACUCUCUUCGUGCUGCCAGUCCUACUGUCACGCGUCUCCUUGCUACUGUCGUCACUGACCCUUCUUUUGAGUCCACUGCUGCGUCUGCCCUAGUUGCUGAGCUCGUCGACUUUGCUGCUCGCUGUCGUCUAGACUACGCUGCUAGUCUUGUCGCUGAGUCUGAGUCUGCCUGUCCUCCGUCCGUCGGGGGUGAGUGUGCCCUUGGCACGGACGUCCUUGAGGACAGGCAGGAGGAGUUCCAGUGUCUGGCUGCUGCUUCACCUCAUCUCGUGUCCGUACUGCUUACCCCUGAGGGAGACCCGGAUGCACUUGACAUCCCGACUCCGCGCUCUUACGCGGAGGCGAUAGAGGGUCCCUACUCCUCUCAGUGGCAUGCAGCUAUGGAUGCAGAGAUGGCUUCUUGGAAGUCCACAGGCACCUACGUUGACGCUGUCCCCCCUCUUGGGGCGAACAUCAUCAGUGGCAUGUGGAUCUUCACGGUGAAGUGGCCGCCGGGUUCUCCGCCUGUCUUCAAGGCGCGGUACGUGGCUCCUGGCUUCAUGCACGCCGCACCAUUACCCUGA
Molecule: messenger RNA, 4218 nt
Organism: Closterium sp. NIES-65
Lineage: Eukaryota; Viridiplantae; Streptophyta; Zygnematophyceae; Desmidiales; Closteriaceae
Source: the annotation of a GenBank genome assembly